AUGGAUUGGCAUAAGGAUCUGGGUUUCACAGAUCGAUUACGAGCCAUCCAGUCUCUCACUUUAGCCUAUCAGCAGACAUCUUCAUCUGAUGCCUUUGCUGAGGCCCAAGCCCAGGCCAGGCAAUGUGAAAAUGAGGCCUACGACCACGCUACUUCCAAGGAACAAUAUGAUCAGAUUUGCCAAAAGGCAAUUGACGCAGCGGAGGCUACCAGCUCUGUAGCAGUGACCAAUGACAGCUCAUAUCCAGGCCAAGAUAACUUUCCAGAUUCUGUGACCCCAGAUGAAGCAAUCCUGGGGGAGACAUUCGGCCAGUAUAAAUCAUGCUUCCAUCAUUUCGAUGGGCUUCAUUCGACAAUUUAUAGGUCCAAAGCACAGGAUGGAUCGGCGCGGGCCAUCAAGAUUACCAUCCCGCAUCUCAUGACGGCUCCCCACGAUGCCCAUCGUGAGGUCCGACUGCUUCGGGCAGCAUCCAGCCAAUACGUAAUUCACUUGAUUGAAACAUUCAAUCUAGAUGAAGGUCGAUUGGUCAUGGUUUUCCCUUUUCUGCGGUUCGACUUCGAGCAUCUGCUGCGGCGGGACAUGGUCACUGCCACACAGACUCGUUCCAUUCUACGGGAUAUGUUCUCUGGCCUUGCCCAUAUUCACAAAUUAGGGAUCAUCCAUCGUGAUGUCAAGCCCUCUAAUAUUUUAAUGGACUCUCCCAACGGACCCGCAUACCUGGCCGAUUUUGGGAUUUCUUGGAAAGAGGGAGACGCUGGGUCCGAGCCCUCGGAUUCAAAAAUCACCGAUGUGGGAACGACUUGUUACCGUCCCCCGGAGAUUUUAUUUGGGUAUCGGGGAUACGGCACGGCUCUGGAUCUCUGGGCGGCAGGUUGCGUUGUAGCGGAAUGCACCGUCGUAGGUCAUCGGUCUCUUUUUGAUUCCGGGCCCCUGGGCAGUGAUCUAUCCCUAAUCCACUCCAUUUUCCAGACGCUAGGGACACCAGAUGAAAAUAGCUGGCCAGGAGUCCAUGUGUUACCAGAUUGGGGCAAGGUGGAAUUCCACCCCUUCGCAGCUCAGUCCUGGGACGAAAUUUUGCCUGGUGCAUCGUCCAAGGGCCGAGACUUAGUCCGCCAGUUGGUCUGUUACGAGAGCAGCCAACGGCUUUCUGCCGACGAGGCUCUCCAGCACUCGUAUUUCUCCACACCUUAA
Molecule: messenger RNA, 1191 nt
Organism: Penicillium longicatenatum
Lineage: Eukaryota; Fungi; Ascomycota; Eurotiomycetes; Eurotiales; Aspergillaceae
Product: putative cell division protein kinase (Ctk1)
Exons: 5
Coding region: 1-1191 (396 amino acids)
Biological process (GO): protein phosphorylation
Cellular component (GO): cytoplasm; nucleus
Molecular function (GO): ATP binding; cyclin-dependent protein serine/threonine kinase activity
Source: RefSeq, a predicted model, not a curated record